Molecule: messenger RNA, 359 nt
Organism: Eurytemora carolleeae
Lineage: Eukaryota; Metazoa; Arthropoda; Copepoda; Calanoida; Temoridae
Product: dual specificity protein phosphatase 10
Exons: 6
Coding region: 21-359 (112 amino acids)
Source: RefSeq, a predicted model, not a curated record
AUAAAAGAAAUAGGAGAAAAAUGUUGCCGGAAGCAGUGGAUUAUAAUGAGGAGGCUAAAAAGCUUUGGUCAAGAUUAGGAGAGACUCGAAGUUUCUACAAUAACCUUGAUCCUAUUCAUAAAUCUAAAGAACAGGGUUUCAUAUUUGUUGGAUCUGACACGGCUGCCCGAGAUUUGAACAGUCUACAGUCACGUGGUAUAACAGCUGUAGUUAACUGUACAACAAACAUCAGCUGUUACCAUCUAGGAACACUAGACUAUCUGAAGUUUGAUAUUGCUGGCUGGAGAAGACACACAGAUGACAAAGAUGAAAAUGUUAAAGAGUUCCUGAAACCGGUUAUUGAGUUUGUUUUUAUUUAG